AUGGACCUUCUUCAAGGCUACGAGUCGGCGACCUCGGACGACACGCCGAGCCCACCGCGCUUGAAGCGCAAGGCUGCGUCAUCGCUGGCGCAUGCGAUCGCCCUCCCGACGCCCAAUGCAGCCGCGUACCAGCCCAAACGGCGGGCCGUCGCACGCGCUCCAUCCUCCGCGCCGACCGAGAGACCGCCGCUGCCGGCCUUGCUGGACGCCGAUGCGGCACCACCCGCCGCCGAAUCGAGUGACGCCAGUGUCCCGUCUCGCGAGUUGCAGCGUUGGAGAGCUCGGUACCGUGUCAACUGCGUGCGCUGGAACCCACAGUUCCCAGCACUCCUCGCCACGGCGGGCAUGAGUGCGACCAUGCACAUCUACGAUGCGUUUCGCGCCGCUUGCAAGCGGCAACUCGACGGCCUUCAUACCGACGCGAUCAAGGACGUUCAAUGGGCGCUCGAUGGGCGGAGCCUCGUGAGCGCCAGCUACGAUCAUACGCUCGUUCACGUUGAUGUCGAAACGAUGCAGGCCCGCGCCACGUAUGCCGGCGCGCACCGCUUCACAGCGUUGGCCAUGCACCCGAGCGAUAUGCACCUCGUCCUCGCCGGCGACGAUGCAGGCUAUGUUGUUUGCUGGGACAUGCGAGCCAACACUGUCCGAGCGCUCCAGCAGACGUGCGGAGAGGUCCACGCCCUUGCUUUUCUCCCCAAAACUGCCUCGGCCGAAAGCCGUACGCAGUUUCUCUCGAGCAGCACCGUGACCAAGACGAGCGCGGCAGACAAGGCAGUCGCUGUCUGGGACUUUAGCAGCGGCGCGCUCAUCAAGCAGUGCAUCUACAGCCAAGGGUAUACGUGCUCGUCCAUCAGCGUGCACCCGACGGCGCCAUACCUCGCGCUCCAAUCCCACGGCAACUACAUGGCGACCGUCUCGACGCGGUCGCUCAAGCUCUCCAAGACGCGCUACGAAGGCCAUACGAGCCAAGGCUACGGCAUUCACUGCUCGUUCAAUGCCACUGGCGCCCUUCUCGCGUCCGGCGAUGUCCAUGGGCACGUCUUCGUCUACGCGUCGCAGCGGCCGCGCGUGCUCUUCUCCGCACGGCCGCACACCAACGUGUGCAUGGCCGUGGAGUGCCAUCCGCGAUACCCCCACGUGCUGGCGACCGGCGGCUGGGACAAUAUUGUCACUGUGUGGACAUGA
Messenger RNA from Saprolegnia parasitica CBS 223.65, 1185 nucleotides. RefSeq lists its product as hypothetical. Gene Ontology annotation, molecular function: protein binding. Lineage: Eukaryota; Oomycota; Saprolegniomycetes; Saprolegniales; Saprolegniaceae. The transcript is spliced from 5 exons. The record is from RefSeq and is a predicted model, not a curated record. The coding region runs from base 1 to 1185 and encodes 394 amino acids.